AAAUCCAAAGUAAUUAAAAGGGACAAAAACCUUCCCUAACACCCAAUCAACCCUUCACUACCCACAAUAAAAUAAAAAAGAAAUAUAAAACUCCUUUUUUUUUUUAAAAAAAAAGACAAAUAAAUAAAUAAAGGUCUUGAAAAUCAAAAUCCCCCAACAAAUCUAAUUCUCUCUCUGUUAUCAAAAUUUUCACGGGUUAUCAACGCAAGGCAUUGGUGAAUUCCAUUAUAUCAUGAAGUUCAAGAAAGGAAGUAGAGUGGAGGUGUUGAGCAAAACAGACUUGUCCUCGGGUGCAUGGUGGUGUGGUGAGAUUAUCUCGGGGAAUGGACAGACUUAUCAGGUUAGGUAUGAUGGUUCACAGGGCUUGAGUAAUGAGGAUAAUGUGGAGAGCGUGUCAAGAAAGGCCAUUAGGCCUUGCCCUCCGCCUGCUGAUGUUUCAGAUGGUUGGACUGUUGGUGAUCUGGUGGAGGUGUUCGAUGAUCUUUGUUGGAAAACAGCAGCAGUUUUGAAGGUCAUUAGGGGAAAUUAUUAUCUGGUUAGGCUAAUUGGGCCUUCAACAAAACUUCAAGUCAACAAAGUUAACAUCAGGAUGCGCCAAUUAUGGCUAGAUGGAAAAUGGGUUGUAAUUGGAAAGGGUUCUGGCAGUUUUGAAAAUGAGAAGUCAAAAAAACCAUCAGUUUGGAGUUGUUAUCAGAAGAUGAGGUCUCCAAGGCAGCAAGCCAGUAAGAAGAGGAAAGUGCAAGCAAGAGAAGCUUGUUUAGCUAAUAAGAACAACACUGGCUUCCAGGAGUCUUGUGCUAUGUCAGCUAGAACAUCCAAGAGAGCAUCCCCAUUUUGGUCAUCUGAUUUUGAAGCGUAUAAUGGAAAAGUUGACAAAAUGAGAGCAAUAGAGAAACAGAGUGAGGGCCAGCGAGUGAUAUCUGGGUACCCAUCCUCAUUCCUUAAAAAGGUAGAUGCUGUUGCUUACCCACGUGAGUGUCUGGGUGAAAUAUACAUGCAUGCUUCCUCUAACAAUCAAACAAUUGGAUCUUAUGAAAUGCAGAGGGGAACACCAAAUUAUGUUGUCGAUUCUUGUGGAAGAAGCUUGGAACCUAAUGAUUCUGAUAGUGAUGCAUGUUCCAUUGGUAGUUGUAGUGUUACUAGUGAUUGUCCAAACAGACUGUUUAAUCAUGUUGUAGCUGGGAACAGUCCUGAUGCAGAUACCCUUAGUAGUGAUGCCGAAUCUUUUUAUGGUCAUGGAGAUGGGGAAGAAAAUUGUUCCUUUCCCCUAGAAGAGGAUGUAACAGCAAGGGUCCGUAGGUUAGAGUUGCAUGCUUAUCGUUGCACUCUAGGGGCAUUCUAUGCUUCUGGGCCCUUAAGUUGGGAACAAGAAGCAUUGUUGACAAAUCUUCGCAUCUCACUUAACAUUUCAAAUGAUGAACAUUUGAUGGAGCUAAGGAACUUAAUUUCUGCUGAAACAAGCAUUCGUAUUUGUUAAUGUUUUCUGUCCUUUAUCCUUGUUUAGGUGUUUUCCUCUUUUAGCAACAAGUUUUUCUUGGUUUCAUGCCUCGCAACGAUGUAAGAAGCAAGAUGAGAUUGUUACAUUCUGUAGCUUUAUUUUAAUUCUUCAAUCUAGGUGAUUUAGCUAGUGAAAAUUUGUAAUUUGGAUUCUUAUUAUAGUAUAAUAUUUACAGACCUGUUAUAUUUUUU
Populus trichocarpa (black cottonwood) is the source of this 1689-nucleotide messenger RNA. RefSeq lists its product as uncharacterized. NCBI's taxonomy places the organism in Eukaryota, Viridiplantae, Streptophyta, Magnoliopsida, Malpighiales, Salicaceae. The record is from RefSeq and is a predicted model, not a curated record. The transcript has 3 exons. The coding region runs from base 233 to 1477 and encodes 414 amino acids.